Molecule: messenger RNA, 355 nt
Organism: Ostertagia ostertagi
Lineage: Eukaryota; Metazoa; Nematoda; Chromadorea; Rhabditida; Trichostrongylidae
Source: the annotation of a GenBank genome assembly
AUGUCGUCAUCGAUUGCACGGCACGGGACCAGAGUGUCAUCGAUCGUUCGCCCUACUAGUGGUGCACGAAAUGCCAUCCAAGGCCUGACACAUCUACUGAAUGCCAUCAAAGACUACGGACAAGUUCGACGUUUUCUGCUCGUCAGCUGUCAGACAGUUUACGGACUUUCUGACGGUGUCGAAUCGGCGCCGUUGACGCCAGUCGGCUGGCGAGGUGCGGCACUUAUGUCGGCUGAAGCAAUGCUUCACUCAUACGUCGUUUCUUAUCAACUCCCGUUGGCCGUGGUCAGGCUCAGCUACGGACUGAUCAACGACUCUCUCGAACGCCGGCUUGACUCUUCUGACACCCCUUAUG